Puntigrus tetrazona (Sumatra barb) is the source of this 2101-nucleotide messenger RNA. It is a transcript of the gene slc52a3-2b, whose product is annotated as solute carrier family 52, riboflavin transporter, member 3-B. The record is from RefSeq and is a predicted model, not a curated record. NCBI's taxonomy places the organism in Eukaryota, Metazoa, Chordata, Actinopteri, Cypriniformes, Cyprinidae. Gene Ontology annotation, molecular function: riboflavin transmembrane transporter activity. Gene Ontology annotation, cellular component: plasma membrane. Gene Ontology annotation, biological process: riboflavin transport.
UACUCUUGCCUUCCCCGUUCACUCUCCGCCGGGCAGUCAAGCACAUGGUUUUGAAUGUUAGCCCACUGGGAUAAAGGACCCCUGCUUCACACAGCUCGCGCCUGCGUGCUCCUAUUACCAUCAGGUGAAUAUUACAGCCAACUGGAACAUAAAGAGCUCAGACUCUCACGCUGAAGGGUGAAGAAACUGCUGUCAGAAUGUACUGAAACCUCAAGACAAUCAGAUAACCUUUAAAAACCAGUCGCCUUUUUGGCGUGUGGACCUCAGUGCCUUCAUCAUGUCACUGUUCACACACUUGUUGGCCUGUCUCUUUGGCAUCGGAUCAUGGGUGGCCAUUAACGGGAUGUGGGUGGAGCUGCCUCUGAUCGUCCCCUCUAUUCCGGAGGGGUGGUACCUGCCCUCCUACCUCACUAUCAUUAUCCAGAUGGCUAACAUCGGGCCUCUCUUCAUCACCAUGCACCGCUUCAGACCGGGCAUGCUGGACGCGCCUGUUAUCUACACCAUCGUGACGGUCGGUCUGGUGGCCACCUUCCUCCUGGCCUUCUUCUGGAACCACACGCUUUCUUUUGAGGAGGAACAUAGCGCUGCCCUACUGUCCCUCAGCUUCCUGCUGUCUGUGGUAGACUGCACCUCGUCUGUUACCUUUCUACCCUUCAUGAUGCGUCUACAGCCUCGGUACCUCACCACCUACUUCAUUGGAGAGGGUCUAAGUGGCCUGGUCCCAGCACUGGUGGCUCUUAUCCAAGGCGUAGGUGAUCCACUGCAAAAUGCCAGUGCUAAUGCAAACUUUAGCAUGGGGAACUCAUCCUGGGGCUUCGAUGGAGCACUUCAGGAACAAUAUCAACCAGCCAACUUCUCUGCUCAGGGUUUCUUCCUGUUCCUCAGUGCGAUGAUGUUCGUGUGCCUGGGAGCUUUCUUGUUACUCAACUUCCACCCAGCUGUGGCGGAACACAAGAGCAAAUGUUAUACUGAUGAUUCUCAGCAAGUGGAGAAGAUUGAUAUGAGCCAGUCCCCAAAUAAUGAAGCUCCAGAACAAAAGCCCAUGCUGGAUUUCACAGAAGGACCUGUUUUAAAGCGACACAGUUCGUUUGGAAAAGGAACCUACAGCAGAAUGCAGCUGGUCUUCAUAUUUGUAGUUCUGGCCUGGGUAAACGCACUGACCAAUGCAGUCUUGCCCUCAGUCCAGCCUUACUCCUGUUUGCCAUAUGGAAAUCAGGCCUAUCAUCUUGCAGCCACUUUGUCUUCGGUAGCCAAUCCGGUGGCUUGCUUCAUUGCCAUGUUUGUGCCAAUCAGGUCUCUGGUGCUGAUGGGGGUUCUGACAGUGACUGGCACUGGGUUUGCAACAUAUAUAAUGGCAAUGGCAGCACUAAGCCCUUGCCCUCCGCUGAUCAAUCAUGACCUAGGAGCAGCACUCAUUGUCAUAACCUGGGUCAUAUUUGUCCUGACUUUGUCCUAUGUGAAGGUGAUUAUUGGAGUGAUCCUGCGAGAUGAAGGCCAUAGCGCCCUCGUGUGGUGUGGAGCUGUGGUGCAGCUGGGUUCUAUGUUAGGUGCCCUCUCAAUGUUCCCUUUGGUUAGUGUUUACAGACUUUUCCAGUCAGGAGAUUACUGUAAUACCAAGUGCCCUAAAUAAAAGCAAUCAUUAUUCAGAGUAAAACACUAAUAUGUUAGCGAACAAGGCUGAAUAAUACACAGAUAUAAGACCACACACCUUUUCUCAUUAUACUUUUUUUCACAUUUACAUAAAACACAAAUCUCAGCCAAUGUACUAACAACCCUUUUCUUAUGGUUAUCAUAUGGUCACAUAGUUCAUAGUACUGUUACAUCAUGACAAAACAACCUUCAUAACCUUCUGUAAUAUCUGGCACUGCCUUAUAGUUACAGUGUAACUUGUCAGUUAUGACAUUUUUGUUAUUUUUGAUGUCAUUAUACUUGAUAUGUAUUGUUUAUGUUAUCAUAUUGAACUGUUUUUAAAGCCAGAGGUCACUUUUUUUUAAAGAAUUGGAACAUAUUUAUGAUUUUAUAUAAGCUUUGCCAAUCCUAUUCCUUUCUUUGUUUUCAAAACUUUAUUAAGAUUGGUAAAAUAAAUUAAUAAAUAUUUUUC